CCCCACUCUCAAAUAUCAUGUUAUCCCGCAUCUCGCUACCUCUCGCGCGCGCGGCACGAACGCCGGCGCGCACAUUCGCCUCCUCGGCCAGCAUUGCGAAAGACAAACAACGCCUCGUGAUCCUCGGCUCGGGCUGGGGCGGCUACAACUUGGCUCGCAAAGCGGACAAGUCUCUGUACGACGUGACGGUCAUCUCGCCCAACUCGUACUUCAGCUUCACACCGUUCCUGGCGUCGACGUGCGUGGGCACCCUCGAAUUCCGGUGCGCGACGGAGCCAGUGCGGCGGCUCAAGCACGUCUCGUACGCACAGGGCUGGGCGCACUCUGUCGACAUCGCGGAGCGGUGCGUGCGUGUCGUUCCCGCUCUCCCACCGCUGCAUCCCGAUGAGGGAGGCUCGAGCGCCUCAACCGUAGCCAGCGGAUCGAGCGGGGCGGAACGACACGCCCCCGCCUCGCCAGGCGACGCAUACACCCUCCCCUUCGACAAGCUCGUGAUCGCGACGGGCUGCCGCUCCGCCUCGUUCGGCACGCCCGGCGUAAAAGAGCACGCGCAUUUCCUCAAGGACGUGCGCGAGGCGCGCGCGAUCCGUUUCGCGCUGCUCGAGAACCUCGAGAUGGCGAGCGAGCCGGGCAUCAGCGACGCGGAGCGGCGGCGGCUGCUGAGCAUGCGCGUCGUCGGCGGCGGGCCGACGGGCGUCGAGUUCGCCGCCGAGCUGCACGACUUUGUCACACAGGACGUGUACCGCCUCUACCCGCACCUGCGGGGACUCGUGCGCAUCACGCUGUACGACCUCGCGCCCGGCAUCCUCCAGAGCUUUGACCACAGCCUGCGCGCGUACGCCGAGCGCAAGUUUGCGCGCCAGGGCGUCGAGGUGCGUGGCAACAGCCGUAUCGUGUCCGUCAGCAAGGAGUAUCUCGAGAUUGCGCCCAAGGACGGGGACGGAGAGCCGGAGCGCGUGCCCUAUGGGCUUCUCGUGUGGAACACGGGCCUGCAGGCCAACCCAUUUAUCGAGGCGCUGCCGGGCCUCGACAAAGACCCAAAGACCAAGUCACUCAAAGUUGAUCCACACUUGCGCGUCUGUGACACCUCCGGCACGCCGCUGGACGGCAUCUUCGCGAUUGGGGAUAACGCGACCCCGAACGACGGGCACCGCCUCCCAGCGACGGCGCAGGUGGCCUCCCAGAUGGCGGGACACAUGGCCAAGACGCUGAAGCUGGUCGGCCGCGGCGCGCGCAUCGAGAACACUCCGGCCUUCCGCUGGAAAGACCAUGGCAGCAUGGUCUUUAUUGGCGAUUACCGCGCCAUGGUGGACCGCAGCAAGAGCCGCGACGACGGACCUCGGGCGCGGCUUAGUGGGUUCGUCGCGUGGAUCGUGUGGCGAAGCUACUAUGCUACGCUCGCCAUGGGGUGGCGUAACAAGAUCCUCAUCCCCGUAUACUGGACGCUCGCCUUGUUCUUCGGCCGCGACGUCACAAACUUUUAGUGUAUUAGUACAGGACGCUGAGACUGAAGCGCUGCAUUCAGACUGUCGCCCACUACCUCCAUGGCCAACUGAGACCAAACCUUGCAUCGCAGUCUAUCAUGUCAUAUCGCACUCACACACUUACUAGCAUUGCACACGACACCUCCCACCCCCGCACUCACGCGC
Cutaneotrichosporon oleaginosum is the source of this 1649-nucleotide messenger RNA. RefSeq lists its product as uncharacterized. Gene Ontology annotation, molecular function: NADH dehydrogenase activity. The record is from RefSeq and is a predicted model, not a curated record. NCBI's taxonomy places the organism in Eukaryota, Fungi, Basidiomycota, Tremellomycetes, Trichosporonales, Trichosporonaceae.